Messenger RNA from Nasonia vitripennis (jewel wasp), 2174 nucleotides. RefSeq names its product cytochrome P450 4G44 (gene CYP4G44). The record is from RefSeq and is marked validated. NCBI's taxonomy places the organism in Eukaryota, Metazoa, Arthropoda, Insecta, Hymenoptera, Pteromalidae. Bases 146 to 1804 code for a protein of 552 amino acids. The transcript is spliced from 10 exons. Gene Ontology annotation, molecular function: monooxygenase activity; heme binding; iron ion binding.
GAACAACGAUCCGAAUGAAAAAGUAGUCGUUCCUCGCUGCAACAAAUUCUAUAAGCAGUCGUACAUCGACUCUGAGCGGAAAACGAUCAUAAACGAAGAAGAUAUUGUAAUAAGGUAAAAUAGGAAGUGCAUAAACAGAAUCAAGAUGGACGCGGUACCGAUGAGUACUUCUUAUUUGCCCGCUACGCUAUUUUGGCCCUUAGUGCUCAUAGCAGCAGCUUUAGCAGCAGUUCACUAUUACAUCGAAACCUCGCGAAUCGUAAGACUUGGCAAUAAAUUACCAGGCCCUAAGACCGUACCAUUUUUUGGAAAUGCACUAAUGGCCUUAGGAGUGCAACCAAAAGAUGUCCUAACCGAAGUUAUGAAAUAUGACAUUUACGGAAACGUCGCAAGGGCUUUUCUUGGCCCUAAGUUAGUGGUAUUUCUCGUAGACCCGCGCGAUGUAGAGAUAAUUCUUGGCAGCCAUGUACACAUCGACAAAUCACCUGAGUAUAGAUACUUUGCACCUUGGCUGGGCGAGGGUCUUCUUAUUAGCACUGGUGAAAAAUGGCGUAGCCAUCGUAAAAUCAUUGCGCCCACUUUCCAUUUGAACGUUCUUAAAUCAUUUGUGCCGCUUUUCUACGAGAACAGUAUCGAUUUAGUUAAGAGACUGAAGAGUGAAGUCGGCAAAGAAUUCGAUUGCCACGAUUAUAUGUCUGGUAUCACGGUGGACAUUCUUCUGGAAACAGCUAUGGGUGUUAGAGGCACUCAAAAAGAAAAAAGCAGUUACGAUUAUGCAAUGGCCGUUAUGAAAAUGUGCAACAUUAUUCAUCAGAGGCAGUACAACUUUAUGCUGAGAUUAGACACCUUUUUCCAAUUCACGUCUUUUGCGAAGCAACAAACGAAAUUCCUUGACAUUAUUCACGGCCUGACGAAGCGCGUUAUUAAGAAGCGCAACGUCGAGUUCAAGGAUAAGAUGGACUCACCGAUGAUGAACUCGAUUAUGAAAGAAUUGAAAAAGGAUUCGACUGAGAUUGUUGAUGAAAAACAACCAGAGGAGCAGAAAAUGCGUUACGUUAGAGAUGAUCUGGAUGAGAUUGAUGAAAAUGACGUUGGUGAGAAGAGGAGACUUGCCUUUUUAGACUUAAUGUUGGAAAUGAGAAAAAAUGGAGAGCAGCUUACCGACGAAGAGAUUAAAGAGGAAGUUGACACGAUCAUGUUUGAGGGUCAUGAUACUACUGCUGCUGGCUCAAGCUUUGUACUUUGCGUACUUGGAAUUCAUCAAGACGUACAGGAUCGAGUAAUAGAAGAGCUUAAUGAAAUAUUUAAAGGCUCCGAUAGGCCUUGCACUUUCCAAGAUACCUUAGAGAUGAAGUAUCUCGAGAGAGUUAUCUUGGAAACGCUAAGACUGUUUCCACCCGUUCCAGCCAUUGCUAGACAACUUAAUCAAGACGUAAAGCUAGCGUCUGGCGAUUACAUAUUACCAUCGGGAUGCACUGUUGUCAUUCCACAAUUCAAAAUUCACCGAUUGAAGGAAUAUUAUCCAAAUCCUGAUGUAUUUGAUCCUGACAAUUUUUUGCCGGACAAGACUCAAGAUAGACAUUAUUAUGCUUACAUACCGUUCAGUGCUGGACCAAGAUCUUGUGUCGGUCGUAAGUACGCAAUGCUGAAACUCAAAGUUUUGCUCUCAACAAUCCUGCGAAACUAUAAAAUUAAUUCUGAUCUGACCGAAGAAGACUUUAAAUUACAAGUGGACAUAAUUCUUAAAAGGUCUGAUGGUUUUAGGAUACAGAUUGAGCCACGAAAUCAGGCAGUCAUCGUGUAACUUCAUCGACUCCUAAUUCGCAUGAUUUUUUGCCAUUCUUGUCAUUAGUCAAACUUUUAAGUGAUUUUGUAUUUUAUAAGCAUUCGUCUGUAAGUUGAAGUCAGUAAUUUUAGUAGGUAAAGGAUUCUUUUGAAUUUCAUAACAGCUUGUUAAAGGACUGUUGUUUUUGUAAAAAUGGACUGCUUUGUAAUUUAUUAUUUAAAGAGAAAAACUACAAAAAAAUUAAAAAGCCACCUUUGGGCUUUACAUUGAUUUAUUUAGUCAUUGUAAGUUAUCUACCAGUAUGCUUCGAAACUUUCGUAUACUAUGUAACACGUGUUUCGAGAUAUUUAUUUCAGAUUAAUAAAUACUGAUCAAUUUUCCUUUGAGA